Messenger RNA from Bemisia tabaci, 4821 nucleotides. It is a transcript of the gene slgA, whose product is annotated as proline dehydrogenase slgA. The record is from RefSeq and is a predicted model, not a curated record. Lineage: Eukaryota; Metazoa; Arthropoda; Insecta; Hemiptera; Aleyrodidae. Gene Ontology annotation, molecular function: FAD binding; proline dehydrogenase activity. Gene Ontology annotation, cellular component: mitochondrion.
UGCCGUCAUCGUCAUCACUCACUCAGUCUGUGCCUCGCCGUCCGCUGGUGGUCUGACGUCGACCGUGAGCGUAUAUUAUUGAACUGCACGCGACACGCACGAUAGUGAUAGUGACGUUGUAUAAAAAACGGGAAGAAUAAUAUUUAGUGUGCUCGAAAGAUAAGAUAGUUUAACAUUAUCUCGAAGUCCUCUCAAGUAUUCUAAAUUAAUCGUCGACGGGGGGAGUGUAUUGACCUAAUACUUGGAGAGUGUAAUGGCGUUUUUGAGAGCCGUUAUCAGGCAUAGUAAUUCGCGUAAUACCGGCAAUAUUUACCUCUUGCAUGGCACCAAGGGUGCCCGAAACCAGAUUUACUACCCUUUAAUCAAUUACUGUCCCAGUGCUCUCAGGUCAAGUGUAACAAACCCCCUCAAUAGUAAUGUCACGGCAUCGAUCAACGAAAAUGCACCCGUGCGCGACCCUUUGGAUACGAAUUUCUCAGAUCCCAAAGCCGCUUUCAAAAGCAAAACUACUUGGGAAGUUGUACGAGCUUACUUAGUCUACCAAAUGUGCUCCUCUUCAUGGCUCGUCGAGAAUAACAUGAAGUUGAUGAAGCUAGGGAAAGCUGUGUUUGGCGAGAAAUUGUUCUGCCAGAUCAUGAAACUGACGUUUUAUGGUCACUUUGUGGCCGGCGAGGAUCAGUACAAGAUCGUACCCACCUUGCAGAGGUUACAGUCCUUUGGUGUGAAACCAAUUCUCGAUUACUCUGUAGAGGAGGACAUCUCUCAGGAAGAGGCCGAACAACGAGAAGUAGAUGCCAGUUUAUCAGAGGUUGAAAAGAAAGAAGCUUCAAGUGGAGUUAAAGCGAAACCAGAUGAAGCUGCAGAAGUUUUAGGCGCACCUCUACCCCAAUACCACGUGGACAAAAACUUUGCCGACAGAAGGUAUAAAGUGGCUAGUGCUCGAACAUAUUUCUACUUGAAUGAAGCGACUUGCGAACGAAAUGUCGAAACGUUCCAGAAUUGUCUCCAUGCUGUUGCAAAUGCCACAUACGGAACAGGAAUUACAGCCAUCAAACUAACUGCUCUUGGCAGGCCUCAGCUGCUGUUGCAACUGUCAGAGGUAAUUAUGCGCGCUCGUAACUUUGUAACUGAAGUUAUGGGAGGAAGAGGUAAUGUGAUUGGGCAGAAUUUGAGCAAAGAUGACCUCAUUAAGAAAUUGAAAGAAAGAGGAAUCCAAGACACGGAGAAAUUCCUUGAAAAAGUUGUUGUUGAUGCUCAAGGAGUUAUCCAUCUUUUCCCCUGGAGUGGAUUGAUCGAUGAAAAUUUUGGUUUGAGUGAAACAUUCCGUGUUCCAAGCUUAAAAGAAGGCCGCAUGGUCAGAUUAUUGUCUCAGCUCUCUCAAAAGGAAGAAGAAAUGUUCCGCAACAUGGUGCGAAGGUUGAACACUCUAGUGCGGACUGCUGAAGAGUUAGACGUACGCAUAAUGGUUGAUGCUGAGCAAACUUACUUCCAACCAGCCAUCUCUCGAUUAACAUUGGAAUUGAUGCAGAAGUACAACACUGAAAAGGCAAUUGUAUUUAAUACAUAUCAGUGUUAUCUUAGAGAGGCAUACAAUGAAGUCGUUACUGAUCUCAAUCAAGCCAAGCGACAGAAAUUUUAUUUUGGUGCUAAAUUAGUACGAGGAGCAUAUAUUGAACAGGAGCGGGCAAGAGCAUCAGCUCUAGGCUACCCUGAUCCUAUCAACCCAUCUUACGAAGCUACAAGUGAGAUGUAUCACAAAACUCUGACAGAGUGUCUUAGUAGGAUCAAAACUUUGAAAGAUGCUGGUGAUGACCCGAAGAAAAUCGCCAUCAUGGUUGCCUCUCACAACGAGGAUACCGUUCGUUUUGCACUUCAAAAAAUGGACGAAAUCGGAAUUUCACCUGAAGAUAAAGUAAUUUGCUUUGGUCAAUUGCUUGGAAUGUGUGAUUACAUAACCUUCCCUCUUGGUCAAGCUGGAUACUCUGCUUACAAAUAUACACCUUAUGGCCCGGUGAAUGAAGUUCUCCCCUACUUGUCUCGAAGAGCAAUGGAAAACAAAGGUGUUUUAAAGAAAAUUGAGAAGGAAAAAAGCUUACUGCUCUCAGAAAUUGCGCGACGCCUCAAGUCUGGCCAAAUAUUCUACCGACCUCGUGGAAAUUACAGACCCAUUUAAAGUGAAUGUUUUCAUUGGUAAGUUUAAAACAGUUAUUUAUUUGUAAUUAAUUUUAGGAUAUUUCCCACUUUUUUUUUACGUUUAAUUUUCUAGUUCCUAAGUUUUCUCUUCAAUUUCGUCCAAUUUUUGUGUUUCUUUUUUAUUCUCACUUCAUCUCUUUUUGUUCUUUUGAAGUUCGUUAAUUGAGUCAUCCAAAAGUUUAAUGAGGCUGUUUUGUGUCAGAUCUUUUGGAUUGUUAACUGUUUAAAUUAUUGGACGGGUUGGAUUCUGCUGCAGUAAUGCAAAUCUUAGUGUGAUUGGUCAACUUGAAAAAUUUUUCUGUUUUUUUCUGUGCAUUUUGUAGAGCUGUUACGAGAAAUAAAAUUCUCAGCAAAGUAAUUAGAGCAGUAUUAUCAGGUAUAUUUCUUCUUUUUUUUAAAUGAGAAGUUGAAACUCAUUAUUCAUCUUAGGGAUUCAGCUCUCCAAAGCUGUCUUUAGUUUGUGAAACAUUUUAACACUAAAUAUGAAGAACUCCAAGGCAUCCUGUUAUGAUGUCUCCCUUUGAUGCUUGAGUUAGACUUUGAUAGUAAUACACAGACCACCAUCUUCAUUACAUCUGAAUGUUUGCUACAACUGAAGAGAAAAAAAAUAAAAAACAUCUAUGAUAAACGAGCUAGGUUUUUCCUUUCAAUAUUAUCCAUGUCUGUCCCUCGAAAAUAGAAAAAAGUAACUGAGGGAUGAUAAAAAUUGAACGAUUUAUUAUGAAUGAAUGAAUUAUGCAGAUGCAUGCCGAACCUCUUGUUUCUUUCUUUGGAGUCAAAUGAGGAAUUACUUUUUUUUACAUAUUAUGAGUAACCAUAAUUGCAAGCUGCAAUUUUUCACCGAAUUCUGCUCAAACAUUUGACUCAAACUUGUUUAUCAUAACCUACUGCAUUUUGAAUUUUUAGCAAAAUUUAUUAAUGUUCACUGUUAGCGUAAGUUUUAACUAUAUUAAUAAGUUUAUUGAAGUGUGAAGUUAUUAGCAUUAUUUUGCAUUGUACUUUUUUGAGCAGACUUGCAUAUUUACAUGAAUGUUCAGUCAAUUUUGUAAUAACCUAAAAGGUAAUCGUACUAGCCAAAGAAAAACAGUUCUAUGAAAUUGUAACUUCAAUAUUGCUCAAAGGUUCAAGCUCCUGAAGCUGUCAUAAAGAAGUUUUAGAAUCUCCAAGCACAAAUUAUAAACUGUAUUGUAAAGUCUAAAGUUCCUUUUAGAGUUUUACUUUACUUUUAAAUUAGUAGGAAGAAGUUUGAAACCAGGUGCAAAUGAUAUAUCCUGUUAGUUUUGAACACCUACUUCUGAAAUUGUUCUGAUAAGCUAGUGCAUUGGUGUUCAUCAGCAAACUCUCAUGGUGUAAAUAUUUACUUUCAUUUUGGACUGCUAAUCUAGUCCAGAUUUUAUAGGUUUUAAAAAAGUGAUUUUGGAACAUUAGUAUUAAGUCAUAAAAACAGAACUGUUUUCAAUGUUCAACAUCCUACAAAUAUUUGGCUGCUGUAGUUUUAUAUUUUAAUUUGAGAAUAAAAUAGAAAGUGUUAGAGUUGGCGCAAGUUGAAUACUUCAACAUUCACAUUUAUUUUGAACUGCAAGGUUUGAAGUUAAUUUACUUCAGCUUUUACUCUUCCAUUAUCUUUUUUUUUCUUGCACAUCAGUUAUUUCCAUGAUAAACGACCGGGAAUUGAAAAUGGAGUCAUAAGCAUAAUUUUUAAUGAAUUGAGAAAAUAAAUUAUUAGGAAAAUCGAUUGAAGCAAAAAUUUGUUGAGGAGAAAAAGGAAUUUUCUCAAAGAGAACACCUUUUAUUGUCUAUACUUAUUUCUAGUAACUAUUUCUUAUUGUAGUCAUUUCAGUAGUUUUUGGCGAUCCUUCAAUAUUUAAAGACUACGCUCAAUUUGCGCUCAACACAAGUGCAGCAGUUUUGAAAUGGAGCCUGUGUAUUUUCUUUUUUUCAGGUGUUGGAAAUGAAAUUCAUUGCUAGAACUUCCUCGAAAGUUUAGUCAGUCAAUUUCAAGAAGCGUAAGCUUCAGUUUUUGAAUGGGUUGAUCUAAUACCAAACUUUCUUUUUUAUAUAAUGGAUUGUGCAUCAUAAUCAUGAUUUCUGCUUUGCCGUCUGUUGAUGUAUAACGUGACUGACUUUCAUUUUUUUCUCUGAGAUGGUCAGUCUCAUGCCAGAUAAAUUCUUUUUUUUUGUCUUAAGGAUUUUCUCUUGUUUUGUAAUUAUUCAAUAUACAUAAUAAACAAAUCUGGUACGUAGGCACUCUUUGCUGCCUCAAUCACGUAUUAUAAAGCAAGUUUUUUGUAAAUCACUGAAACAGUCUCAUUAAACUGUAAAUCUUUUAUUUUGUUUUCACGCUCUCUUCAGAGAAUGCUCUCCAUGUGACUUUAUGUACAGUAUUAAUUUUAAAAGCAGGUGAUUGUAAAAUAAUUCAAGAACAAAUUGUAAGGAGUCCCUCUGAAGCUCCUAAUUUAAUCCUUUUUACAAAUGUAUAAUUUUCCGGUAUAUCUUCUCCUUGUGAAUUAAAAUCCAGUUCAUUGUUCUAACUGAAUUGUUUUAAAUUGUACGAUAAUGUUGUGAGAAAUUGUGUUGUACGUUACCAGAUUAAAGAAACCGAAAUAAAUGUCAUUUUAUGCAAAUGAG